Molecule: messenger RNA, 1027 nt
Organism: Zea mays
Lineage: Eukaryota; Viridiplantae; Streptophyta; Magnoliopsida; Poales; Poaceae
Product: galactinol synthase 2
Exons: 2
Coding region: 98-1027 (309 amino acids)
Molecular function (GO): glycosyltransferase activity
Source: RefSeq, a predicted model, not a curated record
CAACACCAUACACCAAGCAGGCAGCCACACACACACAAGCGUACUACUGAGAGCUAGCUAGCUAGGCCUAGCCAGCGACGAGGACGAGAUUAACACAAUGGGCCCGGCGUUGAGAAAGCAGCAGCAGCAGCAGCAGGCGGCGGAAGCCGUGGCGCCCAAGCAGGCGUACGUCACCUUCCUGGCGGGCGACGGCGACUACUGGAAGGGCGUGGUGGGGCUGGCCAAGGGCCUGCGCCGCGUGCGCGCCGCCUACCCGCUGGUGGUCGCCGUGCUCCCCGACGUGCCCGAGGAGCACCGCCGCAGUCUCCGCGACCAGGGCUGCGUCGUCCGCGAGGUCCAGCCCGUGUACCCGCCCCAGAGCCAGACGCAGUUCGCCAUGGCCUACUACGUCAUCAACUACUCCAAGCUCCGGAUAUGGGAGUUCGUGGAGUACGAGCGCAUGGUGUACCUGGACGCGGACAUGCAGGUCUACGAGAACAUCGACCACCUGUUCGACCUCGACAAGGGCAAGUUCCACGCCGUGAUGGACUGCUUCUGCGAGAAGACGUGGAGCCACACGCCGCAGUACAAGAUCGGCUACUGCCAGCAGAGCCCGGACCGGGUGGCGUGGCCGGAGCAGGAGCUGGAUCUGCCGCCGCAGCCGCCGCCGCUCUACUUCAACGCCGGCAUGUUCGUGCACGAGCCCAGCCUGCGCACCGCGAGGGCCCUCCUGGACGCGCUGGCGGCGACGCCGCCGACGCCGUUCGCGGAGCAGGACUUCCUCAACCUCUUCUUCCGCGACGCGUACGCGCCGCUCCCGCCGACCUACAACCUGGUGCUCGCCAUGCUGUGGAGGCACCCGGACAAGGUGGCUCUCCACGAGGUCAAGGUGGUGCACUACUGCGCGGCCGGGGCCAAGCCGUGGCGGUACACGGGGAAGGAGCCCAACAUGGAGCGGGAGGACGUCAGGGCGCUCGUGGCCAAGUGGUGGGACAUCUUUGACGACGAGAGCCUGGACUACGACAAGCAGCAGGGUGCGGCGCCAUGA